AUGCAUUGGAACGGCCAGCGAGUGAUGCAGUGGGGUCUUGUAGCGGUAAUCCUACCGGCAGUAGUGGUAGGGUUAGCAUACGGAACAGCUGUUAAGCGUAACGAUUACAGUGAAACGGUUGCUACAUUUGUGUUUCGCUUUAUACGUGACCAUAAAGGCUUAAAGCAGGGCAUCGUUUUCGGGUGUGAUCAGAAGUUAUUGCUCAUUUACAAGGUUUUAUCGCAAUUGGCCACCAUUGGUGUGCGGGCGUGGACGGUGUCUAUCGACCGGCCGGCGGGUUCGUCAUACCGUGCGGACGACGAUCCUGAACCGGAGCGGUUUGCGAACACCCUUCGACGGUCACUCGAAUUUCAUCAAUUUGUGCUGCUCGAUAUGGCUUGUGCAAACGCACCGGAUGUCCUGGAACAGGCUUCGAAAUAUGAACUCUUCAACGCAUCAUUCCAUUGGCUGAUAAUUGAUAAAAACUGCUAUAGCAUCGUGGACGGCAACAAAAUGAUGGCCCGCUUCGCGACUGCUGAGGCCACGGGCAACAAUAGUGUGCUGCCUGACCGAACGGGCAGUUCAAUGCAAUCCUUCGGCAACGGCACCCGGGUGAAUGCCACGGGCGAUACCUUCGGACUGCUCGCAACAAUGAACGUUAGCAUCAAUGCAGAAAUAACCGUUGCAUGCCCCACGGAUACAUCCUAUCGGGGAUUCACACUCUAUGAUCUCUGGAAUCCUGGUUUCAUCAGUGGCGGUAAAUUGAAAAUAGAACCGCUGGGCAGCUACACGUCAGCCCAAGGGUUGCUGAUACCACGGCGCGAAACGACCGUGGUCCGCCGACGGAAUAUGGACGGGCUGAAGCUAAAGAUAAUGACCGUGGUGACACAGAAACCGCACCGACCGUUCGAGCUGUACCUUACGACGCCACAGCACACCCAUCUCGAUUCGGUCCAUCGCUACAACUACGGCCUGAUGAGCAUGCUGAAGGAUUUCUACAACUUUACGUUCGUCAACCGGCGCACCAAGAGCUGGGGCUAUCUGCGGAACGGUAAGUUUGAUGGUAUGAUCGGUGCUUUGUCCCGGCGCGAGGUCGAUCUCGGCGGUUCGCCCAUGUUCUUCCGCCAGGAAAGGCAUCGCGUCGUCAGCUACACUACCCGCACCUUCAUUGAGCGACCGUGCUUCAUCUUUCGUCAUCCACCGCGCAAUGAUGCGGUAAAGAAUCCGUUUUUGCUUCCGUUCGAAAUAAUCGUGUGGUACUGGAUGGUUGGCUGUGGCUUAUUUUUGGCGAUCGUUUUGUGUUGCAGCUUCUUCGUAGAGGAAGUAGGAAGCUGUGCGUCUAUUUCCCGUACGGCACGCAAGACAACAUCAAACGAUGCAACGUGCAGCUCGCUCCGUAGCAAUAUUGUCGAUGCUUUUGCAAACGCGCACGGCGAAACAAUAUCGGGCAGAGGUACGGCAAUCAUCUCACCCACCGUGGGCACCGGCCGUGUAAGGCUCGCGGGAAGAAACGUGUCGCCGGAAACGUGCCUGGCCGGGGCACUUUUAAGCCCGCCUAAGCUGUCACCGAUGCGGCGUACGUAUUGGCACCGAGACACGACAGGCAUCAGUUACACCGGUGAUGAUGAUGGGGCGCGCUUCGGAGAUGCAUCAAACGUGGCGUCCGACAUACGUGCCACGGAUGGAGCCGGCUCAUCUCGACGGCGAUGGAAAAUAUGCCACUGGCUAUAUCCGGUGGAUUGUCGACAGCUCGGUCCUUGCGACGGUGAUGCCGUUGCUGCCGUUGCGGGAUCCCCGGCACACAAUUGCCAUAACAAGACCGUCCCGGCAAACAUAUCGUCGACGCAUCGAUUCCAUCCGGGAGACGGAAACGAUGGCGCCAAAUGCAAUUAUAAAGCGGAAAAGGUAUCGAAAAGCAUUUUACUCUUUCUCGGAGGCGUGUGUCAACAAGGAUUAUCCGAGAUACCGCACCUAUCAUCCGGCAGAUGUACGUCAUUUUUCAUCCUGCUCUUCGGCUACCUCAUGUACCAGUACUACUCGGCCAGCAUCGUCGGCACGCUGCUAAUGGAGCAACCGAAGAGCAUAAAAACGCUGCGGAAUUUGAUUGACAGCCGCCUAACGCUCGGGAUCGAGGAUAUUCCCUAUUCCAGAGAUUACUUUGUGCGCACGACGGACGCGGAUUCGCUGGAACUGUACCGGACCCGGAUCGAGUACUACGAACCAUCGAAAGGAAGGAACGAGUCCCACUUUCUGCCGGCCGCCGACGGUUUGCAGCUGGUACGGGACGGUGGUUACGCAUUUCAUGUGGCCAUUUCGGCCGCCUACCGCAUCAUCCGGUUAACGUUCAGCGAGCGGGAAAUUUGCGAACUGUGUGAAAUUGAUAUGUUCCCCGUCUGGUCCCAGUGGAUGGUGGCGAUCGUGCAGAAAAACUCACCGUACCGCGAUGUCAUAACGUACGGAUUACGCCGGUUGAAUGAAGCAGGAUUAAUGCAGCGGCAGAGACACGUUUGGCAGCAACCGAAACCGAAAUGCGUUCGCCAGAUUGCCCCGACCGAUUUGAUCGUUGGGUUGGAUGCGGUAGUAUCGGCGUUCGUGCUGCUGUGCGGCGGAAUCGCGCUGUCCGUCUGCGUGCUUUUCGUCGAAGUCGUCUGCCAUCGGAUCGAACGUCAUCGGCACGGUUGUCGCCGGGGGCCGGGACGGAAUCGUUUUGUAAUGAUGACGAAGCAGCACAGCUUAGUGACGGACGCUGAGCGGAAUGGUACGGAAUUGUUUUACGUUGAAUAG
Molecule: messenger RNA, 2763 nt
Organism: Anopheles marshallii
Lineage: Eukaryota; Metazoa; Arthropoda; Insecta; Diptera; Culicidae
Product: ionotropic receptor 75a-like
Exons: 10
Coding region: 1-2763 (920 amino acids)
Cellular component (GO): membrane
Molecular function (GO): glutamate-gated receptor activity
Source: RefSeq, a predicted model, not a curated record